AUGGAUGCUCAGGUUUGCCCUGCGCCUUUCUUUAGGCUUCUGAACCUCCGCAAGCUGGGUCUGAGUGACAAUGAAAUCCAGAGACUUCCCCCUGAGGUUGCCAACUUCAUGCAACUGGUGGAACUGGACAUCUCCCGUAACGACAUUCCGGAAAUUCCUGAAAGCAUCAAAUUCUGCAAAUCCUUGGAAAUUGCAGACUUCAGUGGGAAUCCUCUCUCCAGGCUUCCAGAGGGCUUCACACAGCUUCGGAGCCUGGGCCAUUUGGCCUUGAAUGAUGUGUCCCUGCAGAGCCUCCCCAAUGACAUUGGGAAUUUGGCAAACCUGGUGACUUUGGAGCUACGUGAGAACCUGCUAAAGACUCUCCCCACUUCGCUCUCCUUCCUUGUCAAGUUAGAACAGUUGGAUCUUGGUGGCAAUGACCUGGAAGUACUGCCAGAUACUCUGGGAGCACUACCAAACCUGCGUGAGCUUUGGUUGGACCGGAACCAGCUCUCAGCCCUGCCUCCAGAGCUGGGCAAUCUCCGCCGCUUGGUCUGUCUGGAUGUGUCAGAGAACAAGCUGGAGCAGUUGCCCAACGAGGUCAGUGGGCUAGUAGCACUGACGGACUUGCUCCUGUCACAGAACCUGUUGGAAUGCAUUCCAGAUGGGAUUGGUCAGCUGAAGCAGCUCUCCAUCCUCAAGGUGGACCAGAAUCGGCUGACAGAGGUGACAGAGUCAAUUGGCGACUGUGAAAAUCUGUCAGAACUCAUCUUGACGGAGAACAUGCUGACAGCUUUACCAAAGUCCCUUGGCAAGCUGGCCAAGCUGACGAACCUGAACGUGGAUCGGAACCGGCUAACAUCCCUUCCAGCUGAGAUUGGAGGCUGUGCCAAUCUGAACGUGCUGUCCUUGCGAGACAAUCGCCUGGCCCUCCUGCCACCAGAGCUUGCCAACACAACUGAGCUUCACGUCCUGGAUGUGGCUGGGAACAGACUGCAGAACUUGCCGUUUGCUUUGACAAAUCUUAACCUGAAAGCCCUGUGGCUGGCAGAAAAUCAGUCCCAGCCCAUGCUGAAAUUUCAAACAGAGGAUGAUGAAAAGACAGGAGAAAAAGUUCUCACUUGUUACCUGCUUCCCCAGCAGCCCUCUCCUAGUCUAGAGAAUCUUUUGCAGAACAGUGUGGAUGAGAGCUGGACGGACACCAAUUUAAACAGAGUCAGUGUGAUUCAGUUCCUGGAUGAACCCAAAGUAGAUGACGAAGAGGAGUCUGGAGCUGAGAGACGGGGCUUACAGCGCAGAGCAACCCCUCAUCCCAGUGAACUGAAGGUUAUGAAGAAAGUGAUUGAAGUUCGGCGCAAUGAGGUAUAUGCUGCAAAGCCUGACACGGACCUGAAUUCUCCUAACUCAGAAGAGAAGAGGCUGAGCGCCAUGUCAAAUCGCAGUGAGGACUCCCACCUUUCCAACAGCACUGCCUCUGCUGACUUUAGGGGAGAGGAGCAGGGAGAGGAGGGAGAGAGGAGCUGGCCAAAUGGGCAGCAUAAGGAAGCUGCUGACCAAGAGGAGGAAGAUGUGGAACCCACUGUACACUUUGCUGAGGACACACUAAUACGGAGUGAGGAUGAGGAUGAAGAUGAAGAGCGGCCAUUCCCAGUGGAGAAACAGAGGCUUAUCCGCAAGGACACGCCCCAUUAUAAGAAACACUUUAAGAUAACUAAACUGCCCAAGCCAGAGGCAGUGGUGGCACUCCUGCAGGGGCUGAACAGUGAUGGAGUCCCCAAAGAGGAAGAGGAGUUAGGAGGCUGCAAUAACAACACAGAGCCCGAAGAUCAGGAGGACGCGUGGGAUGAGGAUGACAGAAAGAAUGGAGCUUUAUCUGCUCAGCCAUCAGUGAAGGGGGUGUCGUUUGAUCAAGCCAAUAAUCUGCUGAUUGAACCUGCUCGCAUUGAGGAGGAAGAGUUGACACUGACUAUCGUGCGGCAGACGGGGGGGCUGGGCAUCAGCAUCGCAGGGGGCAAGGGCUCCACCCCCUAUAAGGGUGAUGAUGAGGGCAUCUUUAUUUCCCGCGUGUCAGAAGAGGGUCCCGCAGCUCGUGCAGGGGUUCGUGUUGGGGACAAGCUUCUGGAGGUGAACGGCGUGUCCCUGCACUGUGCUGAGCAUCACGUGGCAGUGGAAGCUCUGCGUGGAUCAGGAAGCUCCGUCUCCAUGACAGUUCUGCGGGAACGGAUGGUGGAGCCGGAGAACGCCAUCACUGUCACACCGCUGCGCCCUGAGGAUGACUACAGCCCUCGUGAGAGGCGAGGUGGUCUACGCUUCCCAGAGCGACCUGAGGGGGCACCUCCCACAGAAAGAUAUUCCACCUGCCUUAUGCGCAAUGAGAAGGGCCUGGGCUUCAGCAUUGCUGGUGGCAAAGGCUCCACACCCUACCGAGCCGGUGACACGGGAAUCUUUAUCUCACGGAUUGCAGAGGGUGGUGCAGCCCAUCGGGACGGGAUCCUUCGUGUAGGAGAUCGGGUCAUCUCGAUCAAUGGGGUAGACAUGACAGAAGCCAGGCAUGAUCAGGCAGUAGCGCUGCUUACCGCAUCCUCCCCCACCAUCGUGCUGCUGGUAGAGAGAGAGGGUGCAGAGCAGCUCAGCGAGGGAGACUCACCAGGCGUGCCACGAGUGCGCAUGCACUCCCCACCACCACCUCCCAGCCAUGGGGAGAGCCCACCAGAGGAGACACCUUCGCUGCAAAAGAACCGUCUGUCUAAAGGCCUGGAGGAUCAAUAUCCCAUUGAGGAAAUUCACCUUGUAAAAGCAGGUGGUCCCCUGGGACUCAGCAUCGUAGGAGGCAGUGACCAUUCAAGCCAUCCAUUUGGGAUUCAUGAACCAGGUGUCUUCAUUUCAAAGGUCAUUCCCCGUGGACUGGCAUCUCGCAGUGGGCUGCGUGUAGGGGACAGGAUCCUGGAGGUCAAUAGUAUUGACCUGCGCCAUGCCACCCACCAAGAAGCAGUGAAUGCCCUGCUCUCCAACACCCAGGAGUUGACCAUGUUAGUAAGGCGAGAUCCGCCACCACCUGGUAUGCAGGAAAUAUGCAUUGAAAAGGCUCCAGGAGAAAAGCUGGGCAUCAGUAUCCGGGGUGGAGCAAAAGGUCAUGCUGGAAAUCCAUUUGAUCCCACUGAUGAAGGCAUCUUCAUUUCUAAGGUGAGCUCCUCUGGGGCUGCAGCCCGGGAUGGCCGUCUGAAGGUGGGAAUGCGGAUCCUGGAAGUGAAUCAUCAGAGUUUGCUGGGAAUGACACAUACAGAAGCAGUACAGAUACUCCGAAGUGUGGGUGAUGCGCUCCUAGUGCUAGUGUGUGAUGGCUUUGAUCCCAAGGCUGCAGCUGCCAUUGAGAUGUCCCCAGGAAUUAUUGCAAACCCUUUUGCUGCUGGUAUUGGGCGCAAGAAUAGCCUGGAAAGUAUCUCUUCUAUUGACCGGGAUUUAAGCCCUGAAGAACUGGAGAUCCUACAGAAGGAGAUGGAAAUGGUGAGAGAAGCAACUCAGUGGGAGAGAGAAGAAAUGGAGAAAGUGAAUAUCACCAGUGAGCCUUUGAGACUGGACUAUCGGACCCUGGCUGCUUUGCCCAGCAGUGGCUUACAGAGAGUCAAUCGCACUCUUGUUCAGUAUAAUAAGGCCAGCUCCAGAAUGGAGGGCGACUGCGCUAUGCUGUCUCUGCCAGUGGCACAGGACAGCCGAGAUUCAUACCCAGAAACAGCUGCAGGCCCGGUCAUCGGAAGUGUGGCUGGCCUUCCUCAGGACCCUGCAUCACCUGGCAAGUGCACGAGCGGGGCAGAAAAGCCCCAGCUAGACAACCAGGAUCCCACAGGUUGCCCCUUGUCCCAGGACCAGAUGCCAAAGACGCCAGAGCAAGAGUGUAUGAUCGACUCUCAGCCGAUCCUCUUCAGUGAGAACCCCUUUGUGGUGGCUAACCGCAAGGGGAAGGCAGCAGGCAAGGCUUGCCUGGGGGGCCCGCCCCUGGGCUAUGGCAGGGGGGGAGUGCUGAAGACCAACCUUUACUCCAAGGCUCCUGCGGGCGAGUCUGGGACAGGAAAUUCCAGGCGUGAAACCCCCUAUUCUCCUAGUAAUCAGCAGGCUUCCAUUAACUUCAUUACAUCGCAGGAUGACAGUAAAUCACAAAAGCCACCUUCACCACCCUCUCCUGAUGAGAUCCCCAUCAAUGUCAAGCAAGCAUACAAGACCUUUGCAGCAGUGCCUUUGUCACACCCUCUGCUCGAGACACAGGUGGCCACGCACAGCCCCAGCGGACUGCACAGCCCUGAGCAGAGAUCCUUCCGGGAGAGGCAGAAGUAUUUCGAAAUUGAGGUGAAGCAACAGCAGAUGGAUAAGCCUCCCAAGCGUGUCUCCUUGGUAGGAGAGGAUGACCUGAAGAAAAUGAAAGAGGAGGAAGCUCGAAAACUGCAGCAGAAACGUACCCUUCUGUUGGAGGAAGAGGCAGAAGAGGAUGAGAUGGUAAAACAGGUGCCUGAGAUGAGCAUGCAGUCCAGUGUCAUCAUUGAAGGAGUUGAGUACAAGAUUGAGAGACUAAAUGGAAGGAGCAUCCAGGCUCCAGCAACUCGGACCUCUGAGGUCAAUGAGAACAGCAGCUCACAGAGGAAUUCACUGGAAGAGGGAAUCAAGCCUGAACAAAGAACAAACUCUAUGUCUGGGUUGAGUCCAUUAUAUCUUGGAGCAGGGGAUCCAGUGGCACCUGUGCGGACAGCCAAAGCUGAACGGCGGCACCAGGAGCGAUUGCGAAUGCAGAGUCCUGAGCUUCUGAGUGGUCAAGAGAAGGAGCUUUCUCCAGCAGAACGUCGUGCUCUGGAGGCAGAGAAACGAGCAAUGUGGAGGGCAGCACGGAUGAAAUCACUUGAACAGGAUGCUCUUAAAGCCCAAAUGGUUAUUGCCAAGUCCAAGGAGGGGAAAAAACGCAGCACGCUGGAGCAGCUGGCAGAGUCACCUUCACCUGUUCCUACCCCAUCACCAACACCACUGGAAGAUUGCAGUCCCAGAAACGUCACUUCACCGGGAAGGCUGUCCAUGUCUGAAAAGAAGUUUGACUACCGGGAAUUUGCUGCUAUUCCUUCCUCCAAACCUGUUUACGAAAUCCAGUCACCUGAUGCAGCUGAUGACCUCAGAUACAUAGAUGACAGAAAUAACUCAGUUCCCCAGGAGCAGGAUGGGCAGCCAGAGGAAGAGGAAAUGUUAGUAACACGUGACUCAUCAACACCUACUUCAUCAGCACUUGAAGAAAUGGCCCUGUACAGCAGCAAGCGCAAACUCCGACACAGCCGGCGCAGUUUGGAGGCUGCUGUCCCUACGUAGAAGAUCUGAUGCACCUGGGCAAUGGAAUAGCCCAGCACAGGGCUUUUGAGCUUCCUGUGCUCCAGGGACAGCACUGGACUGCCCA
Nipponia nippon (crested ibis) is the source of this 5404-nucleotide messenger RNA. NCBI's taxonomy places the organism in Eukaryota, Metazoa, Chordata, Aves, Pelecaniformes, Threskiornithidae. The record is from RefSeq and is a predicted model, not a curated record.